AUGUAUUGCAUACUGGAGCUCAACUACAAUAAUAGGGUAUUUGUCCGUAAUACCUUGUCUUAUGCUAAUGGUUUCACAUAUACCAUAGAUGAUAAUGAUGUUUCUGCUCUCACCUACUCCGAAUUUGUGACUUGGAUUCAACGUUACAUGCAAGAAGAGUUCAAGAAGCUUUAUUACUGUGAGCCAGAAAAAACAUUAGUAGAAGGGAUUCAUCAUAUUGCUAAUGAUGUUGAGUAUGCAACUUUUAUAUUUGAUGCUUACGGAACAGAUGGAAAGAUUUUUGUAUAUGUUGACCAUGCUGGUGUUGAAAUAGAAGAAUGGUUUGGUGAUAACCUGGAUAAAGAUGAUAAUUGUGAUUCUUGCAUAAUGGGUCGGGAUAAUGAGGAUAAACUGGAUAACUUGAUGAAUGUUAGUGUUGAUUCUACAAGUGAAUAUGUUGUUAUAAAAAGAACAUCAAAUGAUGACUUGUUGAGUAAACUAUGUGUCCUAGAUGAAGAGGACAACUUACAUAACACAUUAGGUGAUGAGGAUUCCUUGACUCUUAUCCAGGAGUUUAGUAGCCUGAUUCUUGCAAGUGUUGGAUGUGUAUCUACGCAAGGCGUAGAUAGCCUCUACGCGUCGCAUAAAAGGAAACGUGAUGACGAGGCUUUAAUGAUCUACGAGGGCAUAGAUCUUAGUAUAUUUGAGGAUAGGAGCAAGGCGAUGGCGUGA
Molecule: messenger RNA, 711 nt
Organism: Lactuca saligna
Lineage: Eukaryota; Viridiplantae; Streptophyta; Magnoliopsida; Asterales; Asteraceae
Source: the annotation of a GenBank genome assembly